AUGGUUAAAGCUGUAGCAUUGUUGAAGGGUGACGCAGGUGUGUCUGGUACUGUUUACUUCGAGCAGAAGUCCGAAAGUGAACCUACUACCGUUUCAUGGGAAAUUUCCGGUAAUGAUGCCAACGCUGAGCGUGGGUUCCACAUUCACGAGUUUGGUGACAACACUAACGGUUGUACCUCCGCUGGUCCACAUUUCAACCCUACUGGUAAGACACACGGUGCUCGUGAGGCCGAAGUUAGACACGUUGGUGACUUGGGUAACCUCAAGACCGAUGGCAAGGGUGUCGCUAAGGGUUCUCUACAGGACUCACUGAUCAAAUUGACCGGUCCAACUUCUAUCUUGGGUAGAACCGUUGUUAUCCAUGCCGGUCAGGAUGACUUGGGUAAAGGUGGUGUCGAGGAGUCUUUGAAGACCGGUAAUGCCGGUGGAAGAAACGCCUGUGGUGUCAUUGGUAUUACCAAAUGA
This is a messenger RNA of Torulaspora delbrueckii, 465 nucleotides long. RefSeq names its product superoxide dismutase SOD1 (gene SOD1). Bases 1 to 465 code for a protein of 154 amino acids. NCBI's taxonomy places the organism in Eukaryota, Fungi, Ascomycota, Saccharomycetes, Saccharomycetales, Saccharomycetaceae. The record is from RefSeq and is a predicted model, not a curated record. Gene Ontology annotation, biological process: removal of superoxide radicals. The transcript has a single exon. Gene Ontology annotation, molecular function: superoxide dismutase activity; copper ion binding.